This is a messenger RNA of Tetrapisispora phaffii CBS 4417, 1308 nucleotides long. It is a transcript of the gene TAF4, whose product is annotated as Taf4p. NCBI's taxonomy places the organism in Eukaryota, Fungi, Ascomycota, Saccharomycetes, Saccharomycetales, Saccharomycetaceae. The record is from RefSeq and is a predicted model, not a curated record. Gene Ontology annotation, molecular function: RNA polymerase II general transcription initiation factor activity; DNA binding. Bases 1 to 1308 code for a protein of 435 amino acids. Gene Ontology annotation, biological process: transcription initiation at RNA polymerase II promoter. Gene Ontology annotation, cellular component: transcription factor TFIID complex. The transcript has a single exon.
AUGCCAAGUCCAGAAAACACAAGUGAACCUUUAUCAAACAAACUAAAACCAAACUCACAAAAUGUUGAAACUGAUCCAACUUUUAAUUUGAGAGAUAAUCCUGGAAUCUCCUUUGUAGAUAACGCUGCCAUGAAUUCGUCAUUGAAUACUCCAGUAGGUUUUGCUUCAGAAACGCCGACUUCGUUCGAUAACGAGGUGGGCAACGAUGAGACAGGGUCAUCUACUAGUGGAAUAAUGAAUAAUGAUAAUAUUGAUGCCAAUAUAUACAACACCCCACUUCCUGCUAGCCAAGAGCCAACUAUUAAUUUAAACAAGGACUCAGCUACUGUGAACUCGAAAGAGACACAGGUUUCUAUGAAAACAGAACCAGCAGAAGCAGAACCGGACUCUAUACCCAAUAGUAACAAUAAGAAUAUAUCGUCUGUAAGGAAACCAGCUAUAGGCGCUGUUGGCUCAGGGCUAGCUCUUCCACAGUUAAACCAAGACUCUAAGAAAAAUGCCAAAAAAUCUAAUGCAAGUAAUUCAAAAGCAGAAGGUUCCAAAGCUAACCAACCAGCAGAUGCCAAUAAAAUGUCAGAUGUACUAUUUUCAGCAGGUGUGGAUAUCAGAGAAGAAGAAGCGUUACUAAACUCUUCAGUAAAUACAUCAAAGAAUCAAACCCACGCAACAAUUGUUAACAUGCCAGAACAUCCUCCUUUCUUGCAUCCGUCGCAAGUAUCUAAGUUUAUGAAAAAGAUUGCAAGAGAACAAACUUUUAACCAAGAUUUCACUAAGAAUAAUGAUAUUCUGGCAAUGAUCUCGACAGCUUGCGAAACAUACAUGAAAGAUUUAAUCACAAAUACCAUAGUAGUCUCAAGGCACAGAAGAAGAGCUGUUCAAUUAAAUUCAGGCAGAAGAAGUAAAGUAUCAGUGGAGUUAAGAAAUAUUGCCAUAAACCAGAAAAAAGAUGAAGAGAGACGUGUUAAGAAAAGAAUUGCACUAGGUUUAGAAAAAGAAGAUACUGAAAAUAAAAUAGAUUCCGAAGAAACAUUACACAGAGCUUCAAAUGCUACUGCAGGUUUAAGAGCAGGUACUAAAAAACAGUAUGGUUGGUUAACAUCAUCAGUUAAUAAACCAUUAGCUAGUAAUGCAAAAACAACAGGUAAAAUUGCUGCAGCUGUUCAAGCAAGGGGUGAUAUUGGCUUGAAAUUCAGAGAAGCUAGGGAAGAACCUGGCAUUGUUAUGAGGGAUCUAUUAUUUGCUCUAGAAAAUAGAAGAAUCGGCACAAGUAAUGUAAUUACAAAAGGUUAUUCAAGAAUAAGAGAUUAA